AUGAUGAAAUCAUCUUCAACCACAAGAUCUCAUGUCUACUUUUGGGGAGCGAUUGGAGUCAAAGGCAUUCAAUCGAAUACACCUCAUUUGAUUGCUACGAGUGAGAAGAAGGCUCCCUCCGGAAUUUCCAAUCCUUCUCCUCUCGUGAAUACUAAAAUUAUUCAAGUGAGUGCUGGUGGAAGCUUUUUACUGUUAUUGGACGAUCAGGGUCAUGUCUAUGCAUUGGGGAAAAAUCAAGAUUUCCGAUUAGGAAUGGGAGAUGAGAAGGAUCGUUUGAGUGUACCUGUAAAGAUUCCGACCAUUUCCAAUGCUAGUGUCAUUGCUGCAGGUUACAGACAUGGUUCGUGUUUGGUACGACAUGCUGGUGAAUCCAAAGUCAUGCUUUGGGGCAAAUUGAGUUCAAGUUUGCAGUUUACAAAACCCACAGUGUUUCAAGUACCUUGUGCGAGUGAUGAUGAAGUUGUGUCGAUUCGUGCUGGAAAUGGGUAUUCUUGUGCCUUAACACGAAAAGGACAUGUUUUCAUGAUUGGAAAGAAUACGUCCCACAAAUGUGGUUUCAAGGAGGAGAAUUGUGAUGUGAACUCGUUCACUCCACUCGUCUUUUCGAAUGGAUCCGAGAUAGUGACUGAAUUUAAAGAUAUUGAUUUGGGCUAUGACUCCACGUUGGCAAUUGCUACCAAUGGAGAUGUUUACGGAUUUGGCUCCAAUGCAUGCUUUCAAUUAGGAAUUGGUAAUGUGAGAAAUAAGUCGGGACACUUGCCAACAAAAGUUAAUUUUUCUCAACCGAUUGAGGCAGUUCAAGUGGCAUGCUCUCGUGGCUCGUCACAUCAUUGUCAUGGUAUGGUAUUAGAUUCGAACGGAUUCAUGCAUACAUUUGGCUCAGGUUACAAGUACAAACUGGGAACCCAGACCACCGACGAUCAACCUGUACCUGUAAAAAUUAUCUUGGAAAAUGGAGCAAAAAUCAAGCACUUGGUUCCAGGAGGAAUUCAUAAUUUUGCACAAACUGUCGAUAAUUCCUUACUGAGCUUUGGAUGUGGAAGUGACGGGCGUCUUGGUCAUCAAGAAUCUGAAAAUUAUAGAUAUCUUUACAAGGAGUUGGAACCAAGAAAAAUUGAAGAUUUGGGUAAUCGUGUGGUUAUGGCUGACUCUGAUUAUUACUUUGGAGUGGCACUUUGUGAAUAG
Naegleria lovaniensis is the source of this 1185-nucleotide messenger RNA. RefSeq lists its product as uncharacterized. The record is from RefSeq and is a predicted model, not a curated record. Bases 1 to 1185 code for a protein of 394 amino acids. The transcript is spliced from 2 exons. Lineage: Eukaryota; Heterolobosea; Eutetramitea; Acrasida; Naegleriidae.